This is a messenger RNA of Camponotus floridanus (Florida carpenter ant), 876 nucleotides long. RefSeq names its product U7 snRNA-associated Sm-like protein LSm11 (gene Lsm11). The transcript has 5 exons. Gene Ontology annotation, cellular component: U7 snRNP. The record is from RefSeq and is a predicted model, not a curated record. Gene Ontology annotation, biological process: mRNA 3'-end processing by stem-loop binding and cleavage. The coding region runs from base 16 to 642 and encodes 208 amino acids. Lineage: Eukaryota; Metazoa; Arthropoda; Insecta; Hymenoptera; Formicidae. Gene Ontology annotation, molecular function: U7 snRNA binding.
CGCGUAAUCUUAUCGAUGGCAGACGAGAGCGACACGUCGGACGAGAGCUUGGAUGCGGGAAGUGACAAGUUCGAUCCGUUGAAAGCGUUGUAUUCGUCUAAAACACGACUAGUGUCCUCGGCGCCGACCUACGACAAUGUUUCGAAAUUCGAGGCCGUAUUGAAGGGCAUCCACGUGUCGACGAAAAGUAGCAAAUCGACCGUCCCGGGACCAUCCUCGAGGCGGAGAUUUUUACCGCAUCAAGAACCAGUGCUCCGUAAAAGACACGAAUCGAAGAAUGUACUUACAAAAAUGCAAAAUACCAUUGGUCCACUAGGAAUGCUUCACGGAUGCAUGGAGAACAAAAUUCGGAUUAGGGUCUACACCAGGAACGCGCGCGGCAUAAGGGGACACGUGGAGGCAUACGUGGUCGCCUUCGAUAAGCACUGGAACCUCGCGCUGGAGGACUGCUACGAGGUCUGGUCCCGCAAAGUCAAGAGGAAAGCGCCCGUUCUCGGUGCUGAUGCAGUCAAGGUAGAGGCGGCAAACGGUAUCCCUAAGACGGUGAUAAGGAAGGAGCGAAAGAUGGAGACCUUGGAGAGACACGUGCCACAGAUGCUACUGAGGGGAGAGCAAGUCGCUAUAAUCGUCAAAAUCAAUUGACCAUCGCCUUAAGGAUUGUUUCCAAGCACGUGCAGCACUCAAUUGUAUAGCUAAUACAACGAUAGUUUUUCCGUCAUCCAUCAUCCGUUAUUUAUCUAACGAAAUAAAUAACUAAAGUAUUACGAGUAUUGUGUGAAAAUGUUUCACGAUAAAAAGUUUAUUCGCUUGGAAUCCUCUGAAAAGUGUACAACGAUUUUUUCAUCUCGAAAUACAAUAAUCGAAUAGCAAACAUUU